UUCUAUUUGCCAUCACCAGACAGGAAAAAACACAAAAUUUGUUUUUGUUUUUAAUUCUAUUUCGUAUAAUUUUUGUUAUUUGUGUAACUGUGCAAGAACAAGGAACUGAAACGUUUUGAAUAUGAAUGCCUUCGGAUUCAUCGAUUAUAAAAAGCCAAGUGAUGAGUGCAAAGACGAUAUGCGCACCUCAACCUAUAGGAGUCACGUUUACAUGACUGACACAAUGAUGGGCAAAGAUAUGCAUGCGAAAUUCAAGGAAUCGAAAGCCUAUAGAGUUGAUCCAACUCUAGAGAAACUGCGCACCAGCGAUUACAAGGCCAACUACACAUGGAAAUACGAUGACCCGAAUAAAAAAAUAAAUCCUUCACUUGGCCCAAAAGUGCAAUUGAUGAAAAACUUUGAAGAUCGCCGUUUACGUUUCAUAAGUCGUCCAAUGCGUCCAGCCAGUAGCGUGAUGCAACAGGACUUCCUUUGGAAACCUCAAUCAGCUGUGGAUCCACCAACCCCCAUACCCCUACCUGCUGCCGUCGCCGUUUCACGUACAGUCAUCAAUCGUGCCAAACCGGGUUGUGCGAAAUUGCUCGACCCAGCAGCGACAACUUCACGUCUGGCCUUUGUCCAUUACACACCCGAUGAUUUGAAGAAUAGUGUGGCACGAAAUGACAACAUAACAUUCUGGAAUUGGAGUGACAAAAGAGCUCCCACCAAGCGGGUCUUUCUCGAUCGCGACGAUACUAUGUGCAAUGAGAAGCCGGCCACUGAAUGCCCGAAGCGGCAUUGUGAAUUUCCGAGCUUAGUAAAGCGCGUGCCUAACUCCGGUAUGACAACCGAAGUGCGUGCCAACUUUAUAGAGCCCAUUAAACGUGCCAUAGACUUCAACACGGCGCACAUACACAAUCGUUUGACGCACGAUCCUGUAACUCCAUCACCCAAAGACACUGAAUAUAAGUUAUAUGGUUCCGGUGAGCGAACGCAGAAGUACGUCUGAGGGUGCAAGACAUUAAAAAAGGAAAUCUAAAUUAGUGCUAACCUCAUAAGUUUUUUUGAAUAAAUUACCAUGUUUUGGAAAUUUGUA
This is a messenger RNA of Anastrepha obliqua, 1075 nucleotides long. RefSeq lists its product as uncharacterized. The transcript is spliced from 2 exons. The record is from RefSeq and is a predicted model, not a curated record. NCBI's taxonomy places the organism in Eukaryota, Metazoa, Arthropoda, Insecta, Diptera, Tephritidae. The coding region runs from base 122 to 988 and encodes 288 amino acids.